Aspergillus tanneri is the source of this 3075-nucleotide messenger RNA. RefSeq lists its product as uncharacterized. NCBI's taxonomy places the organism in Eukaryota, Fungi, Ascomycota, Eurotiomycetes, Eurotiales, Aspergillaceae. The record is from RefSeq and is a predicted model, not a curated record. The transcript has 9 exons. Gene Ontology annotation, molecular function: FAD binding; NADPH dehydrogenase activity; FMN binding. Bases 1 to 3075 code for a protein of 1024 amino acids.
AUGACCCCCGGUGGAGAUCAGGAAGGAGACAGAGCCAGCUCUGCCGUCAGCGGCUGUACUACCGUCCUAGUGGUGGGUGCAGGACCGUCAGGUUUGAUGCUCGCAUGCAACCUUGUCCGAUUCGGCAUCGACGUAACUAUCAUUGAUAAUCGAGCUGAUAAGACAUCCACUGGCAAAGCGGACGGCCUGCAACCCAAGACUAUUGAAACGCUUAGACAGCUUCGACUGGCAGAUUCACUAGUAAAGAAUGCCGCGCGUGUAUACGACAUCGUAUUUUGGAAAUCGAACCCUGAUGAGCCACUCCGACGAACUGCUCGCCAGACGCAUUAUCCGGACAACCUAGUGGGCGCAUCCGAUCCAUACAUUCUUUUAGUUCACCAGGGAAUGCUCGAGGAGGUAAUGAUAGAUGACAUGGAAUCUAGAGGUGUCUCAGUCCAGCGAAACAGCCGAUUUUUAUCCUGCAUGCGCACAACUGGAACACACCAUUUGAAUGUCUCCUAUGAGGACCUAUCUACCAAGCAGAUUAAGAAGAUACGAACCGACUACUUGAUAGGAUGCGAUGGAGCUCGGUCCAAAGUUCGAAACUUUAUCCCAGAUGCCUAUCUCGAAGGUGACAUAACCAAUGAGUCGUGGGCAGUGUUAGAUGGUGUCAUUGAUACCGACUUCCCCGAUCUGUGGAGCAAGGUUAUUGUCCGCUCUCACACGGUCGGAUCAAUUCUCUGGAUUCCACGCGAGCGCAACAUGACACGGCUGUAUGUCGAGUUAAGCCCUACGGAUAGUGAAAAGGUAGAUAAAUCCAUGGUGACAACGGAAUAUGUUAUGCAGCGCGCAAGAGCAGCGAUGCACCCGUACAGCCUUAAGUGGAGAACAGUGGAGUGGUUCGGAAAUUAUGUUGUAGGGCAGCGAGUAGCGAGGCAAUUUAUGGAUCCGGACAUGAGGAUCUUUAUUGCAGGUGAUGCCGGCCAUUGCCAUUCUGCGCUGGCUGCCCAAGGAGCCAACACCAGCAUGCACGACAGCUUCAAUCUGGCUUGGAAGCUGAAUCUCGUCAUUCGUGGCCUGGCUCAUCCAUCAUUGCUCUCCACCUACGCAGCAGAGCGCCAGAAAAUUGCCUACGAUCUUAUUAAUUUCGAUACAGAACACUGCAAAGCAUUCUCGGUGGGUGAUAUUGCCCUGGCUAAGAACUUCGAGGACAACAUCCGGUUUAUCUCAGGGCUCGGAACAGAGUAUUCCCCAAGUAUAUUAACACAGAAUUUGCGCCCAUAUCUAAGCCAGCUGCGACCGGGCAUGUUGCAGUUACCAGCGAAGGUUACUCGGUAUAUUGACGCGAACCCGGUUGAUAUUCAAUUGGAUAUACCACUCCUCGGUCAAUUCAAGCUCUAUUUCUUUGUUCCAAAUAUUCGACAUACGAUGCCUUUCUUGACGACUGUAUGCGAGCGUCUGGCUCGCAUUGCAUCUCUAGGCCAUGUUGGUCAAUCCUAUCAGAAUUGUCCCCGGAAGGAGGCGCCAUCAGAUGUGUUUCAACAGCUACAGCGAUAUGUUACUGUUUCAGAUGUCCUUACGUAUGCGAUGGUGACACGAUCGCCCAGAGCAGACUUUGAGAUUACCGAUUUGCCCCAAAUACUUCGGCAAAGUAGAUGGACGCUGUAUCUUGACGAUAUCAGCACCCCGGGAUGUAUUUCCCAGUGGUGGGGAUUUCUGGCAAGUGAAAAAUCGGGUGUAGCAAUCGUAAGACCCGACGGAUACGUGGGGGCAUUGCAUGACUGGAAUGCAGAAGAGGGCGAGCAGGCCACGCAGUGGAUAGAGGACUACUUUUCCUUUAUCUUGCUUAGCGUACAAAAAUUGACCACGUUAGGCUUUGUCAGUUUAUCCCUCUACAUGGAGGCAACUCCACAUUACCUAGAUUUGAGAUUAACAAUGGGUUCCAUCUCUUCUACUACCGGUCCGCUCUUUGAGCCUCUUCGUCUUGGUGCUCUGUCCCUCGAGCAUCGGAUCGUUCACGCUCCCUGCACUCGUAUGCGAUCAACCAAAGAAUCUGACGGCGUGUUUGUCCCUAAUAGCCUUAAUAUCGAAUACUACUCUCAGCGCGCAUCUCGAGGCGGUCUGAUGCUAACAGAGGCAACUCCUAUUAGUAGACAAGCCGCCGGAUACCCAGGAGUUCCUGGAAUCUUUACUUCUUCGCAAGUUGCUGGUUGGAAGAAGGUCACCGAUGCAGUACAUGCUAAACAUGGAUAUAUUUUUUGUCAACUGUGGCAUGUCGGCCGUGCCACCGUGCCUUCAUUUAUUGAAGGAAAGCAACCUCUUAGUGCCAGUGAUAUUCCCAUCAGUGGCAAAGCGCUCGAUGGCAUUGAGUACGCCACUUCACCACCUCGACCUAUGACAGUCGAAGAGAUUCAGGAAACGGUGCAAGAAUAUGCCACGGCAUCAAAAAGGGCGAUUGAAGCGGGGUUUGAUGGAGUCGAGAUCCACGGUGCAAAUGGCUAUCUACUCGACCAAUUCCUGCACGAUAACGUGAACAAUCGUACGGACGAAUAUGGAGGAUCCAUAGAUAAGCGAUCUAGAAUUAUACUCGAAGUACUCCAAGCGGUCAGUGCGGCCAUCGGAGCCGACCGCGUGGGAAUCCGUCUGUCUCCAUUCAACUACUUCCAGGACACGCGCGACUCUAACCCAAAUGUGCACUGGCUAGCAUUAUGCAGCCAUAUUACCGCUCUACCGAAGGAGUCCCGGCCAGCAUAUGUGCACAUGAUUGAGCCUCGUUUCGACGAGGUGCUAGAUGAACGGGCCAAGCUCGAUUCGUUGGCCACAGACAAGCCGUCUCUGGAUAUCUUCCGACCUGUGCUGAAGAAAGGAGAUGUAGCAUUCUUAGCAGCAGGCAACUUCAAUCUACAGAAUGCGGGCCCGAAAUUGACAAGCGAUGGGGCAGAUGCGGUCGCGUUCGGCCGGCUGUUUAUCUCAAACCCAGAUUUGCCUCGAAGAGCGAUGAAAGACUUACCAUUGAACCCGUAUGAUCGGUCUACAUUUUACGGGGCGGAUCCACCGGAGAAGGGAUAUAUUGACUACCCAUUCUACGGUACAUAG